UCGAACCAUUUAUGUAACGGUUGUAUCUACCAAUCAGAGUAGACUACACGCUAUCUGCGUAGAAAACGAAAGUCGAAACAUAGAGAACGCACUUCUAAUUCACUUGCUUUUCGUGAGGUUCAGUAAAUUAUAUCAUAAAAACCUAGCAAAAAUGGCCGGCGACAAGGCAGUCUCCACCGUCUCGAAGCCCGUGAUGAGGGGCCUCCUGAAUGCCUCCAUCAAGCGUAACCUCUUCAUUUCCCUCGCCUUGGCCGCCGUCAGCGGAGUUGCCUUCAAACAGCUGAUCGGCACCGAGCGCAAGAGGAAAUACGCCGAGUUCUACAGGAACUAUGACGCCGAGAAGGAGUUCGAAGAGAUGAAGAAGAAGGGGCUGUUCCAGUCGUGCUGAGCGCACAAUACGUAGUGUAAAAUUAAUUUAAUCGCUGUAACACGUUAAAUAAAUCAUAAAUUAAU
This is a messenger RNA of Cydia strobilella, 453 nucleotides long. It is a transcript of the gene cype, whose product is annotated as cytochrome c oxidase subunit 6C. The transcript is spliced from 3 exons. The record is from RefSeq and is a predicted model, not a curated record. NCBI's taxonomy places the organism in Eukaryota, Metazoa, Arthropoda, Insecta, Lepidoptera, Tortricidae. Bases 152 to 388 code for a protein of 78 amino acids.